This is a messenger RNA of Esox lucius (northern pike), 1338 nucleotides long. Its product is annotated as olfactory receptor 1500-like. NCBI's taxonomy places the organism in Eukaryota, Metazoa, Chordata, Actinopteri, Esociformes, Esocidae. Bases 1 to 1338 code for a protein of 445 amino acids. The record is from RefSeq and is a predicted model, not a curated record. Gene Ontology annotation, biological process: G protein-coupled receptor signaling pathway. Gene Ontology annotation, molecular function: G protein-coupled receptor activity; olfactory receptor activity. Gene Ontology annotation, cellular component: membrane. The transcript has 7 exons.
AUGACGUCCCUGACAUCUAACUUUAACCUGACAGAGAACAUCACCACCAUCAUCCGACCCCCUUAUUUCUACAUCAGUGGAUUCACAGGGAUCCCCCACAUCAAGUACUACUAUGUCUUCCUCUCCCUCGUAUACAUCAUCUCUCUGAUGGGUAAUACCUUUGUCAUGUUUGUCAUCUACCUACACCAUAAUCUCCACAGACCCAAGUACAUCGCUGUCUUCAACCUGGCCUUCACCGAUGUAUGUGAGACCACAGCCUUGGUCCCCAAGCUCCUGGAUAUGUUCCUGUUCGGCAGACAGUUCAUCUCCUAUGGCCAAUGUCUUACCAACCUAUUCUUUGUCUUCGUCUUCCUCUUCAUGCAGUCCUUUAACCUCAUCGUCCUUGCCUAUGACAGACUGGUGGCCAUCUGCCUCCCACUCAGGUACCACACGUUGGUGAGUAACAGGUCCAUGUUUCAGUUGAUUGGUGCUGCCUGGGUGUUCGCUGUGUUCAUUCUUUUGAUCCCUGUUGGAUUCAUCACACGCCUCUCCUUCUGUGGGUCUGUGGUGAUCAACAGCUACUUCUGUGACCACGGCCCCCUGUACCGUCUGGCAGCUCCCUGUUCUGAUAUACUCCCUAACCUUGUAAUGUCAUACCUUGACCCCUGUUUGGUGUUCUAUAUUCCCACAGUCUUAAUCAUAGCAUCUUACAUCUGUAUCAUCCACGCCCUCUUCACCAUCACACUUCCCCAGGACAGGCACAGGGCCAUAAAGACAUGCACCUCUCAUCUGAUACUAGUAACCAUAUUCUAUCUGCCCAUUAAUAUCACCUACCUUCUCUUCAGCUACAUACCGACUAACGUGAGGAUCAUCAACCUUUCUUUGACCUCAGUGCUGACACCCAUGCUCAACCCCAUCAUAUACGUUCUGAAGACGGAGGAGUUCAAGGAAUCUGCAAAGAAGCUGAUCAGAAGUGUAGCUCAGAGAGCUAUCCUCGCCACCUCCCACCUCUGCUCCGGCGCCCUGUCCUGCCUCAGGGGUGGAGCCUUCUUCCUCUGUCUAAGUGCCCCUUCCUGCUCCGGUGGCGGAACUUCCACCUGUCCUCACGUCCCUUCCUGCUCCGAGGGGCAGAUACUUCACUGGUCCCAGCGUCCCUUCCUGCUCUUGGGGCAGAGCCUCCUCCUGACCCAGCGCCGCUUCAAGUUCCGGGGCCAGAGCUGCCACCUGGUGCCCACCUUCCCCCCCUCGAGUGUUCCAGUCUUGCGGUCAAGAGCCCGCGCCUUGGGGGGGUACUGUCAGGUCCUGGCUUGGGUGCCUCUAGGCAUCUCUAUGCCCCCGGGUGCCACAGCCAAGGCCUAA